Adineta steineri is the source of this 906-nucleotide messenger RNA. The record is from the annotation of a GenBank genome assembly. Lineage: Eukaryota; Metazoa; Rotifera; Eurotatoria; Adinetida; Adinetidae.
AUGAAUGAUGCAGAAAUCAACAACGUAACGAAUUCUAUUGAUAAACAGGAUACAGUGAAUGAUUUAAGCAAAUUGACAAGUAGUACUAAUAAUCAAUCGUCACAUACACGACCGCCAUUGCUUCGGCAAAACACAAUUAAUUAUAAACGAACACCGUCUGAUGCUGAUGUAAUAAAAUUACCUGUACCUAGUGGAGAACCACCGAUCAAUGUAGAAGAUGAUGAAACUGUUCUAGGAGUAUCAGCUUAUUCUAUUCUUCGAUACAUGUAUAUGGCAUUAAUUGUCUACUCAUUUCUCAUUGCUUACAUAACACAAUGUUCUUGGUAUACGAUGCUUGUAUUCUAUUUUGUAGAAUAUAUUUUAUUUUACUUAUGGCAUUGGCAAGCUCAUCAUCGAAUUUGGUGGAUACCAUUUAAUGAAGGAUGUUAUAAAAAACAUAAAGAACAUCAUUGGGAAAUUUAUCCACCAAAGAAUUUUUAUGGUAUUCUAAAGCAUCCAACUGAUCAAACUAACAGAAAUACUAAUAGUACUGAUCAAUUACCAAUAUCAACAUGGGAUUAUAUGCGUCAUAAGACAUGGAUUUCUGAUCAUGAAGGUUUACUUAUUCUAUUAACAUUUAUUCAAUUGGUAAGUGCUCGUCUAAUCUUUCAUUGCUCGUAUUCAACGAUUGUAUGUGCUCUUCUUGGCUUUAUGGUAAUGGGAUUUAUUGGAAAUUGGCUUCAUCAUGCCUAUCAUGUUGAAGAUCAUUGGCUUGAACGUUAUAAAUGGUUUCAUGAAUUGCGUGCUCUUCAUUAUAUACAUCAUCUGGGUACAGCUAAACACAAUUAUGGAGUUCUUAAUAUGACCCUUGAUAGAUUUCUUGGAUCAUUCACAUUUACUGGAACGAAAAAUAAUAAAAAACAUUAG